AUGCUUCAGAAAUGGAAAGCUAGUAGUGACCAAAGUGGUGGUCCAGAUAGAGAUUUACCAAACUCUCCCGAUAUGUUUUCUGGCAACUUUCCCGAGGGUUUGCGGGUGCUAUUGUUUGAUGAAGAUCGACAUUAUCUUCAUAUAUUGGAGAAACAUCUCGAAGAGUUUCAAUACGAAGUGACUACAUGCCACGAAGAGGAAAGAGCUAUGUAUCUACUCUGCAACCAUAGGAAUAUGUUCGACAUUGCUAUAAUGGAAGCACACAAUCUAGAGGGGAAAAUAUUCCGGUUAAUCUCGGAAAUUGGAUCUGAAAUAGAUAUUCCAAUCAUUAUAACAUCCCAAGACGAUUCAAGAGAAUCUGUGACCAAAUGGAUGAGGAACGGUGCAUGUGACUAUCUCAUAAAACCGAUAAGACCAGAAGAUCUACGUUUGAUUUAUAAAUACUUGGUAAAGAAGAUGGAACUAAGGGGUAUCACGGUUGCCGAAGAGGCAGAAGAGAAAGCAGCAGCUGAGAAGUCAUCCUCUGUGGGAGAUUCCACCAUAAGAAGCCCUAACAGGAGAAAAAGAAACAUGUUACAAACAGACGAGGAGGAUCCAGAUCAUAAUCGUGAUUCCGCCACCAAGAAAAGGCGAGUGGUGUGGGAUGAUUAUCUUAACGGAAAGUUUUUGGAUGCAGUGAAUUCCCUUGGCAACAAUGAUGUUGUUCCCAAGAAAAUUUUGGAGAGGAUGAAUGUUAGUAGCCUCACUCGAGAAAACGUAGCCAGCCAUCUCCAGAAAUUCCGGAUGGGUCUGAAAAAGAAGAAUGACCAAAACAAAAGCGACGAGAGAAAUCCAUCGUUAAUUACUCCACAAGAACGAGGAAUGUCUAGUGGAGAAAUAUCAAACGAGCUCUACAGAGGACUAAAUGUCCAGUUUCCAACACAUCAUGUCAACAACAUUCCUCAACCGUCUUAUUUUCAACAGCACAACACAAACCUUAAUCUCACGACGCAACGCGUGUCAUCACCUCCUGGAAAUCAUUAUGAUAGACUCUCUGUCGCGUCUUCCAGUAGAAAUCUAGUGACGACUCACCAACAUCACACUUCUCAUCAAAUCUCAGAGUUCCCAUGCAAUGAUCAGAGCAUAGAAGAAAGAUUGGUUUAUUACGAGGACGAGGACGAUGGAGUUAAGAACUUGAUCACUGACUGGUUCACGCAAAUCCCGGACCAGAUAAAUCUGUUCCCCUUAGAGGAGUCGGUGAUAACGACUACAAUGCGUUUCAACGAUAUUCAGGUGUCGGCCAAUCGACAAGAGCCGAUGUACGUUCAUGAGCCAUCCAUGAUGCAUAUACCUUCACUUCCUUCAUCUCUCACACAUAAUCCCUUUCUUGAUCAGAAAGAAAAUAUACAAUUGGUGGAUUUACGUCGACAACAAUUAUUCCGUGAACAGCAACAUGCUAACCUAGCAAAUGAGAAUAGGUUUCCUGAAACUAAUCCAGGAACGGGAUCUGCAAGAAGGGAUAAGAUGGGUCAAGACAGGGACCAAGCAUGAAAACGACUUACAAAUAAGGAGAUGAAG
Molecule: messenger RNA, 1557 nt
Organism: Brassica oleracea var. oleracea
Lineage: Eukaryota; Viridiplantae; Streptophyta; Magnoliopsida; Brassicales; Brassicaceae
Product: two-component response regulator ARR14
Exons: 6
Coding region: 1-1530 (509 amino acids)
Biological process (GO): cytokinin-activated signaling pathway; phosphorelay signal transduction system
Molecular function (GO): DNA binding
Source: RefSeq, a predicted model, not a curated record